AUGAAUGUAGAUUAUAGUAAUCCGCUUAUCACUACCUAUGGACCUAAAUUGUCAUGGGUGAGGCAGCAAACAAAACCACCAGCUGCAAUAAUUCUUGCUGAACAAGAUACACAACCCCUCGAGACAGAGAAAAAGGAAAGCAAAACAGACAACGAUAAGAAAAAAAAAGAAGAUACAAAACCGAAAAACAAAAAAGAAUCAGAAAAAGUUGUAACUGAUUCCAAAAAACAGAAGAUUGCCGAUUCAAAAAAAAAAGCUUCGAGCGCUAAAACUGGCAAAAAAGGAGAUGAAAAAGAAGGGAAAAAAGAAGGAAAAUCUGAAGGAAUGUCAGAACAAAAAACUGAUUCGAAAAAACAAGUCAUGAAUUCAAAAAAGGAAAUGUCAAGCACUGAAGGUAAUAAAAAGGAUGAAAAAAAAGUAGAAGGAAAAAAAGAGGACGAAGAUGGAAAAUCUAAGGAAGCGGAUGAAGAAAGAGAGUAA
Molecule: messenger RNA, 480 nt
Organism: Dracunculus medinensis (Guinea worm)
Lineage: Eukaryota; Metazoa; Nematoda; Chromadorea; Rhabditida; Dracunculidae
Source: the annotation of a GenBank genome assembly